UGGAGCACGAGAAGAGCGGGCAAACACACAGAGCGAGUCGAACUCCGAGUUACGCGGCGAGUUUCUCUCUUUCUCUCACUCCAUCUCAAUAAAUCUCUCUCUCUCUCUUCUCUCGUUUCUCUGCUCUUCUCUCUCUCUCUCUCGUUUUAAUUUCUUCUCCAGAUCUCGAAUUCCUCUACUUCGUUAACAGAAAUGGAAACGUUCCUAUUCACCUCUGAAUCCGUCAACGAGGGACACCCGGACAAGCUCUGCGACCAGGUUUCUGACGCAAUCCUCGAUGCUUGCUUAGAGCAAGACCCUGAAAGCAAAGUCGCGUGUGAGACAUGCACCAAGACCAACAUGGUGAUGGUGUUCGGUGAGAUCACAACCUCUGCCAAAGUAGACUACGAGAAGAUUGUUAGAUCCACUUGCAGAGAGAUUGGAUUCAUCUCAGCUGAUGUUGGCCUUGAUGCUGAUAAAUGCAAUGUUUUGGUCAACAUUGAGCAACAGAGCCCUGACAUUGCUCAGGGAGUUCACGGCCAUUUGACCAAAAAGCCGGAAGAUAUCGGAGCUGGUGAUCAGGGACACAUGUUUGGAUACGCCACCGAUGAGACACCUGAGCUCAUGCCUUUGACCCAUGUCCUAGCCACCAAGCUUGGUGCCAAGCUCACUGAAGUGAGAAAGAACAAGACUUGCCCCUGGUUGAGGCCUGAUGGUAAGACUCAGGUCACCGUGGAGUACAAGAACGAUGGUGGAGCCAUGAUUCCGAUUAGAGUCCACACUGUUCUCAUCUCAACUCAGCAUGACGAAACUGUCACCAACGACGAGAUCGCUGCUGAUUUGAAGGAGCAUGUGAUCAAGCCGGUUAUUCCUGCUAAGUAUCUUGAUGACAAGACCAUCUUUCACCUGAACCCGUCUGGUCGUUUCGUCAUUGGAGGACCUCACGGUGAUGCUGGACUCACGGGAAGGAAGAUCAUCAUCGACACUUAUGGUGGUUGGGGUGCUCAUGGUGGAGGUGCUUUCUCAGGGAAAGACCCAACCAAGGUUGACAGGAGCGGUGCUUAUAUCGUCAGGCAGGCUGCUAAGAGCGUGGUAGCUGCAGGACUUGCUCGUCGCUGUAUCGUGCAGGUAUCAUAUGCCAUUGGUGUCCCUGAGCCACUCUCGGUGUUUGUUGACACUUACAAGACCGGGACCAUCCCAGACAAGGAUAUUCUUGUGUUGAUCAAGGAAGCGUUUGACUUCAGGCCGGGAAUGAUGGCCAUUAACCUCGACUUGAAGAGAGGAGGUAACUUCAGGUUCCAAAAGACUGCUGCGUAUGGCCAUUUCGGGCGUGAUGACCCUGACUUCACUUGGGAGGUCGUGAAGCCACUCAAGCCAAAGGCCUAAGCAAACACAAAGAACUGGUAACUGCAAGAACUGAGUUGAGAAGACUCCUCCUCACUACAGGGAACUUUAUCAUUAUACCAUUAUUAUUGCAAUAGACUGAAUAAUCCCAUACAUUCACAUUUGUUUUUGCUGCUUUUGGAGUUCGAACACAAGGCCUACGGUUCAAUUAUCUGGUAAACAAAAGAUCACGAAUGGAAGAUUUGAGUUUCAUGUUUUAAAUUUCUGCCUUUUUUUUUUCUUUUCUUCUUAAUCUCUUGUACUGUAAUUUUGAUUUUUGUAAUGAAAGAAAUCCAUCGUUGUGGUGUUAAACAUUAUGAUUUACAUUUA
Molecule: messenger RNA, 1692 nt
Organism: Eutrema salsugineum
Lineage: Eukaryota; Viridiplantae; Streptophyta; Magnoliopsida; Brassicales; Brassicaceae
Product: S-adenosylmethionine synthase 3
Exons: 2
Coding region: 193-1365 (390 amino acids)
Biological process (GO): S-adenosylmethionine biosynthetic process
Cellular component (GO): cytosol
Molecular function (GO): methionine adenosyltransferase activity; ATP binding
Source: RefSeq, a predicted model, not a curated record